This is a messenger RNA of Cuscuta epithymum, 1857 nucleotides long. The record is from the annotation of a GenBank genome assembly. Lineage: Eukaryota; Viridiplantae; Streptophyta; Magnoliopsida; Solanales; Convolvulaceae.
GGAGUACUUGCCAGAAUUUUAAUAUUUCCAAAAAAAAGUUCUUCAAUUAUGUGGUGUACAAAUUAACAAGAGGGGGAUCUAUAGUUCGGCCCAAAUACACCAAAGAUCAGAAAUUUAAACACAACUCAGAGGCAGUUACGGCCCACAGAGAGAUAAUCCAAAAGAAAAAAUUAAUGAUAAUGUAACAGUACUCGUAAUAAUUUAUUACUCCGUAAUAUCCAUCUUCCCUCCCUAAAAAUCUUUUAAAUCUCCCCCCUCCGUUCAAAUUCUUUUCACCUCUUCAUUUUCUUCCCCAAACACUCUGACCCAUUAAUUACUUUCUUCCUCUGAUAAUCCGCAUUUAUUAAAUAUUCCUAACAUUCCUUCUUUCUUUUUUGUGGUGAAAUUGGAUUUGGGAUGACAAUUCCCAAUUUCCCACCAAUCAAAAAAGGUUGAGACAUCUUAAAUUAUAUUUAUAUUAUUUUUAGAAGCGUGAUGGCUCAUUCUGAGUCCAUCAUGCCGAUCGACGGAACCGGCGACGAUAUCCACGCCGGCGGCAGAUCUCCGACGAAGAUGACGAUGUCGCCGUGGAACCCCCCGUCGCCAUUCGCCCGUUCCCCCUGGUCCAGAAACUCCCCUCACAGCCACCCGCAGAGCAGCCUCGUCGGGUCUAUGGUCCGGGAAGAAGGCCACAUCUAUUCGCUGGCGGUUCAGGAUAAGAUCCUCUUCACCGGGUCGGACAGCAAGAACAUUCGGGUCUGGAAGGACAUGAAGGAAUUUGCGGCGUUCAAAUCCAACAGCGGCCUCGUGAAGGCGAUCAUCAUAUCCGGGGACCGGAUCUUCACGGGCCACCAGGACGGGAAGGUCCGGGUCUGGAAGGUGAGCGAGAAGACCCGGGACGUUUACAAACGGGUCGGGACAAUGCCCGCAUUUUUCGACAUUUUCAAAGCUUCGUUCCAGAGGAGCCCCGUUUGGAUAAAGCAUACGGACGCGAUUUCCAGCCUGAGCAUGGACGGAGAAGAGGGGCUGUUAUACUCUGCUUCGUGGGACGGGACGUUUAAGGUGUGGCGGAUCGAGAGCUUGAAAUGUCUGGAAUCCGUCUACGCCCACGAUGAUUCCGUGAACUCUGUCGUCGCCGCCGCGGACGGCGUGGUGUACACCGGCUCCGCCGAUGGCCGGGUAAAAGUUUGGAAGAGGGAAACCGCCGGCAAGGCCGUCAAACACGUUUAUCUCCAAACCUUGUUAGCCCAGGAGUUUGCUGUAACGGCAUUGGCGGUGAACAAGGACGGAACAGUUCUAUACGGCGGCUCAUCCGAUGGGCUCGUUAACUUCUGGGAACGCGAGAAGCGGUUGUGCCACGGCGGGGUCCUCAAAGGCCACAAGCUGGCGGUGCUCUGCCUUGUUGCGGCGGGCCGAAAUAUGGUCUUCAGCGGUUCAGCGGAUAAGACGAUUUGCGUGUGGAGGCGGGACGGCCCGGUUCACAUGUGCCUCUCGGUCUUGGCCGGUCACAGUGGACCGGUUAAGUGUCUGGCGGUCGAGGAGGACAAGGAGUCGAGUGGGAAAUGGGUGGUGUAUAGUGGAAGCUUGGACAAGUCUGUCAAGGUUUGGCGCGUUUCUGAAUCAGCCCCGGAUUUGCAUCACAUGUAUGGUCGAGUUGACUAAAAUCUGGUUUUGGAAAUAUUGACCAGCACCGGUUCGACUCCUAUUGUCAUUGUCUAUUACUAAAAGGAAAUUAAUGUUGUAAAAAUCUUCUGUGAUAGAUUAAUAGACCUGUCUCGCAUGCAUGUAUACUUCAAGGCUACUUCGAUCGUGUAAGUGUGUAACCAAAUCCUUAUAUAUACAAGGCCACACAUUUUCAAUGAAAAAAAUAUGACGGGU